CUUCCCUCUGGAGACACAGUGGAGGGAGAUUCAGUGACUCUGAGCUGUAGCAGUGAUGCAAACCCUCCUGUUCUCACCUACUCCUGGUUUAAGCAGAGUGCAGCUGCAGACACACUGCUGACAACAGGCCAGAAUUACAGCAUCAGCAACAUCAGCUCCCAGGACAGUGGACUGUACUACUGCACUGCUCACCACCAGCUGGGAAACCACACCUCUACACCAACACUCCUGGAUGUGUUAGCUGAGGUGUGGAAGCUGCAUGCUGUAUGGGGAGCUGCUGCUCCACUCGUUCCUGCUCUGCUUCUCUCUCUUAUUAUCGCUGUCCUGUAUGUUAAGAAGAAGAAAAGAGCAGAGAGAGACACUCAGUGUGUUCCAACGCCUGGAGAUGAUACAUACACAGCACUGAACCUCAUGACUGUGUCCCCGGAAUAUGACACACUGCAAAAUGUGGCUUCAGUAAAGAGAAGAACUCCAGAACUGGAGAAUGAUCACUAACAGCUGAGUUUGGUGACUUUACAUUCAGCAUCAUGACCAGCACAGGAAGGAUGCUCAGGCUGAGAGUUUUAGGAUUAGACUUAAACAGUAUUAACUCAUUUCUGUCUUUAGUAAUUGUCAUUUAUUUAUGUUAUUCAGGCUCCUUUUGUUUAUCUGUUUUCUUUUGUACAUUUAAUAAUUUUAUACACACACAUACAUAUAUAACAUGUGUAUUGGCCUGAAGAAAUCCUGAAUAUUUUCUACUAUAUCCUGCUUUCUCUCAUCGUCUCUCUUCUUUCACUUGAUCUGUUAAAGCACCGAAUACCGACCUCCAUCAAGAUCGAUUAUAAUAUGUCGGAUCUGUUACUGUAAAAUCUUUAAAAUGUUAAUGUUUACAAGAAUAA
Messenger RNA from Hemibagrus wyckioides, 878 nucleotides. Its product is annotated as B-cell receptor CD22-like. The record is from RefSeq and is a predicted model, not a curated record. Lineage: Eukaryota; Metazoa; Chordata; Actinopteri; Siluriformes; Bagridae. The annotation marks the transcript as partial. The transcript has 5 exons.